Phaedon cochleariae (mustard beetle) is the source of this 1789-nucleotide messenger RNA. The record is from the annotation of a GenBank genome assembly. NCBI's taxonomy places the organism in Eukaryota, Metazoa, Arthropoda, Insecta, Coleoptera, Chrysomelidae.
AUUCAAUUCAGUCAUUCCUGCGCGCUCACGCUUUGAAGCAGGUCGAUAAUAUUUGAUUUUCAAUUAGAGAUUCUCAGUUCUCGAAAUGUCUAAACCUUUAUAUUUCAAAGCUGGAAUUAAUGAUGCUGGCCGAGUAGCGGACAAGGGGUCAAAAUGUACUUGGAACAAAAAUGCUGAUCGUUCAACCUCAGUACAUACUUUUGUGGACUGGAAUGUCCCAAGACCCAAAAUUUUUCCAGACGCCCUAGCUGUCAUUGGCCACACCCCAUUGGUUAGAUUGAACAGAAUUCCACAAUCGCUAGGACUGGAAUGUGAAGUCUUGGUAAAAUGUGAGUUUCUGAACCCGGGCGGUUCAGUGAAAGAUCGCAUGGCACUCAGACUGCUGGAUGAUGCCGAAAAAGCCGGCGUGCUCAAACCAGGAUACACCGUCGUCGAACCAUCUUCGGGAAACACCGGCAUUGGAUUAGCCAUGGCUUGUGCCAUCCGAGGUUACAGAUGUAUCGUUGUUAUCCCCGAGAAAAUUUCACACGAAAAGGAAUUCGUUAUGAGGGCUCUUGGAACGGAAGUAGUUAGAACACCCGGUACUGCUGACGAAUUCUCACCUGAAGGCCUCUUCGGAACCGUUCAUCGAUUGAUCAAAGAAAUCCCAAACGCCGUUAAUCUCGAUCAAUUCUCUAAUGCAUCAAACCCUCUCACUCAUUACGAUACUACUGCUGAGGAAAUCUAUCAUCAGUGUGAUGGAAAAGUCGAUAUGGUGGUGAUGGGAGCAGGCACAGGUGGCUCGAUCAGUGGCAUUGGCAGGAAAUUCAAAGAGAUCUCGCCUCAGACGAAGGUCGUAGGUGCUGACCCGUACGGCUCGGUGUACGGUUACCCUGACAGCAUCAACAAGACCGACGUCGAGUUCAUCGAGAUCGAGGGCAUUGGCUACACGUUCCUUCCCACCUGUCUGGACAGGGAAGUGGUCGAUCAUUGGGAGAAAGUGUUGGAUAAGGACUCGCUGGGUAUGGCCAGGCGGCUGAUCAGGGAGGAAGGACUGUUGAUCGGGGCUAGUUGUGGUACCAUAUUAGUGGGAGCCUUGAGGGCAGCCCAAAAAAUGAAGUUAGGAAAAGGCCACAGAGUAGUUGUCAUCUUACCAGACAGUAUUAGGAACUACCUCACCAAAUUCGUUUGUGAUCAAUGGAUGGAACAGAGAGGUUUUCAAGAGGCAGUCAACACUGGAAACCAUAAGUGGUGGGACACUAAUGUUUCGAAACUGCAGCUACCUCAACUCCAAACUGCAUCACCAAAAACUCCUUGUGAAGAAGUUUUGAAAUUGAUGCGGAAAUCUGGUGUUGAACAAGUGCCUGUAGUAGAUGAUAGAGGGCAUACUACUGGUGUCGUCACGAUCCAGAACCUUACAAACAAACUCAUUUCCGGUGAACUCAAACCAAGUGAUGGUGCCGGCGACUGUAUCGAUAGGAUGUACCCUAAAGCUGUGCCAUCAGCGAACCUGGGGCUCAUCUCUAGAAUAUUGGAAAAGGAUCCAUACGUCCUUAUUAUUGAGAAAAAUGGUGCUGGACCUACCAAAGUAUUCAAACCAAUAGGCAUUGUAACAGGAGUUGAUCUCCUUAAUUUCACCCAGAAGAAUUAGAAGAAUCCUUUCAAUUUCGAUCAGAUUAUAGAAGUUGAAUAAUUGUAUAUACCAAACAUCUCUUCAGAAGAAUUUUAUAUUUAAUGAUAUUAUCACAUAAUCUGCUAUGAUGAUGGUACCCGCUACCCAUCCUUUAAAAUAGAGAAUAUCACACAAGCA